ACGGGAUAUAGAUAUUUAUUAUAUUAUUAUCUGUAUUAUGAUGGCUCGGCUAAUGGCACGAUUAGUUGCUGCAUCCUGGUACAUCGGCAAGCGAUUCCAUAGCAACAGCCCCCCUCGUGACAGCUGCACAUGAUGGCAAUAACACCAGUAUUAUUAUGCUGCAUCGCAUACCGACUUAUUUAUAUAUUUGGAUAUAUAUAUAUAUAUGUGAUGAGUGCUCCUAUUGAUGCCAGGUCAAAGAUGUUGGCACGUCCGAGAUCCCGUGCACGCCACAGUAUAUACACACACAUAUAUAUAUUUGAUAUAUAUAUACUGUACAUGUUGACUGACUUGACCUGUCCAAGUAUAGAGAACUCGGUCGGCUUCAAUUCGCCACCCCAGACUGCGGGGUCAGCGGCACGUGAGGGUUGCAUACACAAUACAUGACGACGGCCAAGUACUAUGUAGAGUUCGACUAAUGAGUAUUUAUUGAGUAUUUGAUGCUGAAGACGAAAAUAUAGCUACUUAUGUAGCAACUGGUGUUGUGACAAGGUACAAUCCGUCAUACACCAGCUACAUAUGUACAUCAACACAACAUAAUCAUAGUAUACCAGAGUAACUUG
Talaromyces proteolyticus is the source of this 602-nucleotide messenger RNA. RefSeq lists its product as uncharacterized. Lineage: Eukaryota; Fungi; Ascomycota; Eurotiomycetes; Eurotiales; Trichocomaceae. The record is from RefSeq and is a predicted model, not a curated record. The transcript has a single exon. Bases 130 to 426 code for a protein of 98 amino acids.